AUGGCUCCAACAAAACAACAGCAGAAGGGGAAGGGCAGGGCGAGAGCGGCGCCAGAGUCUCUCGACUGGGAUAGGUACCUGGUUGAAGAGGAGACGGCACCACCUCGUCUCCCACAAUAUCUCCGCACACCUGCAGAGGCUCUCCUGGAUACAGACGAUUACAGGGCGUAUCAAGAGAGGCAGAGCAGAGGUGAGCAGGAGGAAGCUGCCGCGCCCCGGCGCACGUCAUCCGAGACGAGGGCCGCCGUUGGACAUGUCCGCGGUGGCGACGACGAAGACGCCGAUGAAUUGGUCUUCGUCAACAUUGGUGAGGCUGCUGCUGUUCCUGCCGGCCUAGGUCUAUGGCAUUGGCUUCAGGCAGAUGUGGACGGCAUUCGUGCAGCGGAACUAGGGUUCGACCAUCCUGCCCAGGUCGAGCAUGCCCGAAAUCAAAGCCUCUUUGCAAACGGUCUGGGUUUUGACGCUGGCCCGAUCACUUUGUGGUACCCGCGCAGGGAGCUCUUCAAUCCCCGUCACCAGCCUGAUGGCCCUGGGAGAUGGGCUUACCACACGCCGGCUGAUCAACAAACGGCGGACUUGAACAUGGGCGGGCAAGCGGAUGAUGCUGGUAGGUACGACUUUACCAAUGUACCACAUCCCACUGCCGCUCAGGUUUGGGCUGCUCGUCGACGAAGCGUAGAUGCUGGAGAGCCACCGAAUUUUCACCAGAGCCGGGAUGUCAACGUUGUCUGGGUUCCAGGCACUGAUGACCAAGAAGUUGGUGAGCAGGAGGCGGAGCAGCAGAUGAGCGAUGGAGAAGAUGGCGAGGUUGGCCGCGUUACUGCUGGCCAGAUCGAUCCCGUUUCUGGGGUUGUGCACGAUCCCCUGAACCGUGGCGAAAAUGACCAGACUGCGCCAGACGACGAUCUGGCAACCUACCACACUCGCGAAAUUGCUGGCAAGGUCUUCACGCUAGAUCGUAUGCGAGCUCACGCUGGGCCACCUACACCACGCCUUGCUUGGAUUCUCACCAAGAAAGGGGUGUGGCAGAAAUACAGCGGCUACGAGAAGGUUGACUGGACGAAAGAGACGUCAGUCGAGUCUCUGAACAAGUGGAAGGAGCAGGCUCUCAAUCGCAAUGGCUGGCCUUCGAAGCGCGGAGACCGCCCAACCUACCCGGACGACCAGCGCGAGUGGAUGCUGGAGUAUGUCAAGGGCAAAAAGCUCCCCUCUUCAUCCAUCGCUCUCCAUGAGCUCGCUGCUGCCUUUGACGAACGCUUCGAUUCGAAGCGACCCGUGACUGGGUUGUACGGACUCAUGACCCGCAUUCGAGGUGAGCUGGAUAAGUACGGCGGACUCCAGCCUGAUCGCUUGAGGAGAGGUGACAACCUCAGGCGUAAGCGAAGUGAGGAGGAGAGCGAGGGUGAGAGCAGCGCUGGUGAAGGACCAAGCAAGAAGGCGCGCAAGAAGGCGAAGAAGUGA
Messenger RNA from Recurvomyces mirabilis, 1461 nucleotides. RefSeq lists its product as uncharacterized. The coding region runs from base 1 to 1461 and encodes 486 amino acids. The transcript has a single exon. The record is from RefSeq and is a predicted model, not a curated record. NCBI's taxonomy places the organism in Eukaryota, Fungi, Ascomycota, Dothideomycetes, Mycosphaerellales, Teratosphaeriaceae.